CCGGCGCACGGCUCCGCCACGCUGCCACGGCGCCCCACUGCUUCCAGCCUCCGAAGCCCCGCCGCUAAUGGCGACAGAGAGAUAGGGAGGCUCGCCCCCAAUCCCCCACCAUGAAUUCGCCGCCGCCGCAACGCAGCCGCCACACGCUGGUCGACGACGCCAUCCGCGAGAUUUUGCUCCGCAUCCCGCCGGAUGACCCGGCGAGCCUCGUCCGCGCCUCCGCCGUCUGCACCACCUGGCUCGAAACCAUCUCAGACCCCGCCUUCUUCCGCGACUACCGCGCUUUCCACGGGGCGUCCCCCGUGUUGGGCUACCUCCACAACAAAUCCUACGAAAGCCAUGGCGUCGCCCGAUUCGACCCUACCGGAGCCUUCUGCCCGCCGGUUCGCGACCGCCGCAACUGGCACGCGGCCGACUCCCGCCAUGGCCGCGUCCUCUUCUACACACCCAGAGAGAAGCACGCAGAUUUCACCGUCUGGGACCCCAUCACGGACCGCCGGUGGGGGCUUCUCACCGACCCCAAGCUGUCGGAGAUAAUUGAGACUGCAGAGGACCAGCAGGAGGAGAUAACCUGGAUGGCGGCGGUGCUCUGCGCCCAGGAUGGCUGCGACCACCUGGGCUGCUACGACGGUCCCUUCCUCGUGGCUUUCGCGGGCUCCAAUGAGUUAGAGAGGACCACGUUCGCCUCCUUCUACUCAUCUGAGGCUGCCGAGUGGAGCAAAAUGAUCUCCAUUGAGAACCCGAAUGCCACCAGUGCCAUGGAGGAGACAGGGCACACUGCAGUUGUGGGAAACAAAGUCUAUUUCCCCCGUAAGUGGAGCGGAAGAAUAGUGAUGUAUGACGUGGGCGAGCAAGAACUUUCGGCGAUCAAUUUGCAGGACCAGCCAUGCGGUAAACUCAUGGGGGAGGAGGACGGUGCGCUGGUGUUUGCGAGCAUGGGGGGUUCUAAACUCUAUGUGCGGUUAAUGGAGGAUGGUCCCAAUGGAGUUGUGGCGAGGGGGCAACGCAGGGUCGUCGAGCUUCAAACAUCGCUCCCUCCUAGUGCCCUCUCGAGCACAUACUGGAUGGUACGCAAAACCUUCGUGAGUGGUGGACCAUCGGUGGUUGGUUUUGCGAGCGGUGCUGGUGUCAUCUUCCUAAAUACAGAAGCUGGCCUGUUCACAGUUGAGGUCUCUUCUGGCCAAACAAAGAAGGUACACAGAAAGAUGUUCGUCCAGACAGUCAUACCCUAUGUGAGCUUCUACAGCCGAGAACAUGUCAGGAUCUUAAUGCCACUGCAAUCAAAACGUGGUCGCGGCGACCAUUCACAUGAAUUGGACACCGUUUUGCAUGAUCACGCUGGGGACAGAAUGCCACUGCCAUGAGAUGGGCCAUCCAUCCAUCCAUCACGAAGAACCUGCUGCCGUUUCACAAUGCGGACUAAAGCACUAACGCUAGACCAUUAUGCCUUCUAGAUGAAUUCUGGAGCUGCAUGAAUGCUGUCCAAGUUUCUGUGGAGAAAUGCUUGGAGCCUUUUGUGAGUAAUGAUGUGAAGCAUUGAACUUUGGACGUGGUUUCAGAGGAGCAGUCGGUUUUGUUGGAUACAUAGAAAUGGUAGCUUUGUAUCCAAGUGUUCAGUUGGUCCAGCGUCACUAUAAUUACAAGAUUUUUAAUUCUGUUAUGACUUGUGACAAACUGUUUGCGUUGUGCUCUGAGUGAGACUUGUUAAUUUGUGUUGUGACAACUGCAUGCUCUCCUGGCAACACAUAAAUAUGAAU
Molecule: messenger RNA, 1757 nt
Organism: Triticum dicoccoides
Lineage: Eukaryota; Viridiplantae; Streptophyta; Magnoliopsida; Poales; Poaceae
Exons: 4
Coding region: 111-1364 (417 amino acids)
Molecular function (GO): protein binding
Source: RefSeq, a predicted model, not a curated record